AUGCUGAUUUUUGCACUAGCGGAGCGAUGGUCAGCACGGCAGUUUCUAUACCAUCAAUGGAUUGCAGCGGAUGCCGUUAAUGACGUGCAGCUUACUACGGCGCUACAAGAGCUGCGCAAGUUCAACGCGCGUCGUAAUUUCGGGCUGCGCCCACGCAGCAUUACGGAUAGUAAUGACGAGACUUUGGAGGAGACUCUAAGUGCACCUGCUGCCGUGAAUGUAUCCGAUAUACCACCGGCGCCCUCAGCUUCUUAG
Messenger RNA from Peronospora belbahrii, 255 nucleotides. The record is from the annotation of a GenBank genome assembly. NCBI's taxonomy places the organism in Eukaryota, Oomycota, Peronosporomycetes, Peronosporales, Peronosporaceae.